GAGAAUGGAUCACUAAAUGCUGAUUGGUUUUUUCGUGUCGAUAAGUCUGAUCAUGUGACAAUAACUCCAAUUAAUCGGCGCUGCAAUCGCGCGUAUGGCAACGGUCUGAAAACGUAAACAAAUAUGGCUGUAAACGUCAAACACGUAAUAUUCAUAAACUUUACACUUUUUUUGUAGUAUGGAAUUUUUUAAGUUUUUUUUUCACCAGUUUACAUAAAAAAUUUGAUUUUUCAUACUCGGCGAUAAUAAAUUCUAAAUUUACAAAAGACAUUUAUUGAUCAUGGCAGAUGAUCUCCAUCGAGAUCUCUUACCAGUGAGAGAAAAUUCAUAUGUAGAAAGUUUUCGUGGGAGUAUUAUCGAUCCUCGAGAACGGCUUAUUGUUGGUAAGCUAAAUCGAAGAGAUUUAGAGGAUAAGUAUUUACGAUUGUUUGAAGAUUAUCAAGAAAUUAAAAAAUUGUAUAAUUCUCAAGAAGAUAAGAUCAAACGACUUUCUACUAAAUUAAUGAGAGUAUGUACAACUCCAAGAUUAAUGAAUUACGGUACAUAUAAUGGAAAUAACGAAAGGGACAGAAUUUCAAGUUUGAUACUUGAAAAUUCAAAGCUAAAGGAAAAAGUAAAUAUCUUAAGGAAUCAAAUUCUAAGCCAUAGAGUGUUAGCAAGACCAUCUUCUCAUAAUAAAAGGUUACAAGUUUGUCACUCAUCGGCAGUAACAUCAUACCGUAGUGAUGGGCCCAUUAAAGUUGGUACAUGCCAGAAUUUUAUUGCUGAAAAUAAUGAAAUCCAGCAUUACAUUACGAGAGUUAAGGAGUUAGAGAUUCAGAAGAAGAAAAUGAUGAAUCGAAUAACUGAAUUAGAAAAUAAGAUAGAAAUAAAUGAAGCCGGGAAUCAAAAGGAAAAAAUUGCAGAAAAUGUUGAAUACAUACGAGUAUGGCGCCAAAUGAAACUUCAGAAUGAAAAAUGUGUUGAGACUGAAGCCAAAAAUAAAGCUUUGACUGAAGAAAAUGAAACAUUAAGGAAUCUUUUGGAUGAAACUUCAAGGAAUCAUGGAGAAAUUACAGAAAAAUUCCGUGCAGAAAAAGAAUUAACAUCUGAAUUGAAAGAACAAGUUUCACGGACUCAAAGUAUUGAAGCAGAUUUACGUGAAAAAGAUGAAAAAAUUCGUAUUCUCUCGAAUGAACUGAAGAUUCUUCAAGACCAUAAAAAUCAGAUGGUUGAAUUAAGUAAGAGAGAUAGUUCAACGGAAUUAGAAAAUGGGCAACUAAAACAAAAAUUAUCAGAUAUAAUGGCUGAUAACAUUAGUUUAAAAACUGCUUUUAAUACUGAGCAAGCUAAUAUAGCUUCAUUACAGUCUGUUAAUGCUCAGUUGAGAGAAAAAUUACAAGACUUACAAACAAGUGUAGAUAUCUUAACAGUUAAAUUAAAUGCAUUUGAAAAACAAACUGUACGUGAUUACAUUCCUAAAUCUCCUGCAAGACCAAAGCCAGCUGAAAGAACUAGUCAUCCAGUACUAAUAUGUGAAUGUACUACAGACGAAAGUGAAGUACAUCUUAUUCACAGUUCACCCAAAGUACAAAAAGAUAAUGGAAAGAAAAAAACUAAACCUCAAUCUCCUGUUAAAAAAGCUCAUAAUUAUUCUGAAUCGAGUAUGCAAACAGAAUUUAGAUUGAUCGAUUGGAAAAAUGGUAAUCAAAAAGAAGAUAAAGCUUGCUCUACAGAAGAAUGUGUUGAUAGUCCAUUGAGAAGUUCAAACAGAAUUUAUGAAAAUACUUUAACUCCAGAAAAAAUGUUAAAACUACUAGAUGAUGCACAAAUAAAUUCGCCAUUAUCUAGUCAAAAUGUAUCAAAAAUAGGACUCGAAGACAUAGGUUCUACAAGUUAUGGCAAUCCAAUUCGCAGACAGAGGCAAGUACUUGCGCUCGAAACACUAUUAUUCAGCGAUACAGAUUGCUUUUGAUUAAUGGUUAUUUUGUAAAAAAUAUUAGGACAAUUUAUUAAUUGCGCGUAAAUGUGUUCAUAUAAUGACUUGAUAGGAAUAUGGAUCACUUUGAAGCGCUUCCAUUUAAAAAAAUUCAACUAUUUUCAAUAAAUAGAUAGACCAAAGUAUUUACGAAGGAGAAAGCCUUCGAUCUAUUUUAAUAAACUCGUUUCUGCCAAGUUUAAUUAAUUAUAGACUAAAGAUUAUUGAUAAAAGUGGUACAAAGUAUAACGCAAAUAGUUAUUUUUAUUGAUAACAAUAUUAAUUCUAAAGUCAUGUAAUAAGCAAUCAAGUUUCAUAAGAGUUUAUAUAGUUUAGAAUGUUAAAAAAUAAUUUAAUUAGAAUGAUAAGUCUAUAUCAAAGUGCCACGUCGAAAUCGUUUUUAUAUAAUUAUACAAUAAUAAUUAAUUGUA
This is a messenger RNA of Chelonus insularis, 2388 nucleotides long. RefSeq names its product protein fantom-like. Gene Ontology annotation, cellular component: ciliary transition zone. NCBI's taxonomy places the organism in Eukaryota, Metazoa, Arthropoda, Insecta, Hymenoptera, Braconidae. The coding region runs from base 281 to 1954 and encodes 557 amino acids. The record is from RefSeq and is a predicted model, not a curated record. The transcript has 8 exons. Gene Ontology annotation, biological process: non-motile cilium assembly.